This is a messenger RNA of Tarenaya hassleriana, 954 nucleotides long. RefSeq lists its product as uncharacterized. The transcript has a single exon. The record is from RefSeq and is a predicted model, not a curated record. Bases 1 to 954 code for a protein of 317 amino acids. Lineage: Eukaryota; Viridiplantae; Streptophyta; Magnoliopsida; Brassicales; Cleomaceae.
AUGCGUGAACAUCAACAAGAGACUGACGCCCACUUGAAGCUUGUCGAUAACCAGAUAGCUCAACUCGCAACCUCUAUAUCUUCGCGAUCUCAAGGAUCACUUCUCGGGAAACCCGAGACAAAUCCUAGAGAGCACUGCAAUGCAGUGUUCUUGAGAAGCGGGAAGCAACUUGAUGAUGUCGUCCCCCCUACUCUUGAAAAAGGUGAGUCUUUUUAUUCUAGAUCUGCUAUCAGCUCUAACAUUCAGUCUGCAGAUAUUCCAGUUAAGAUAACAUGUGAGGAAGAACCAAAGUAUGUACCUCCACCUCCCAGAUCUCCUCCAGUUCCAUUCCCUUCACGACUUGUGCAACAAAAAGAGGCCAGCCAGUUUAAGCGCUUCACGAACAUGAUAAAGAAAUUGGAGGUCACAAUACCUUUUCAUGAGGUAAUCACUCAAAUGCUCUCCUAUGCCAAAUUUCUCAAGGAUAUUCUAGCUAGGAAGAAGACAGUGGAGAAGGAGACAGUAACAUUAACCAAAGAGUGCAAUGUCGUUUCUCAGCACGAUUUGCCCCGUAAGAUGGCAGACCCAGGUAGUUUCUCCAUUCUUUGCAAACUGGGCAAUCUCUAUAUUGAACAGGCGUUAUGUGAUCUAGGAGCAAGCGUAAGCCUAAUGCCAUUGUCGAUCUUCAAGAGACUAGGUGUGGGUGAACUCAAACCCACACAAAUGAUAUUACUGUUGGCAGAUAGGUCGACCAAACGGCCUGCAUAUAUACUGGAGGAUAUGCCACUUAAGGUGGGUGAUUAUUACAUACCUGUCGAUUUUGUGGUUCUUGACAUGGAUGCAGAUUCAAGCAUGCCUAUCAUUCUAGGGCGUCCCUUCCUCAACACAGCAGAUGUCGUCAUCCACAUCAGAGCGGGUCAUCUUACUAUGUCCAUUGGAGACGAGACAAUAGAAAUUUAUGCUCAAUCAAAAUGA